AAAAAAUCAGGAGGCUGAUGCAGAAGAAGCACCGACUGUUCGUCCUGUUGAGUUGUCUUGUGGUCCAGUGCUAAUAGAACCAGCGUGUUCCAACUCUGAGAUACAGGGAGCCGCAAAGAUGAGAAGAGAUGAUGCUACUUCCAGACAUUUGGUGCCUCUUUCUGAUGAUAAUGAAAGCGAACAGUCAAGAUCUAUUCAAAGAAAGAGAGUGCUUCCAUCUUGGAUGCUGGAAAGAGAUCUCCUGGUUCAGAGGAUUUCUGAGCCUGUAAUGAAAGGAGGUAGUAGAACGAAAAAAGGCCAAGAAAGGGGAGAAACUAACAUGGAGUCAUUAAAAUCGGAAGUAAGUGUGCAGCAGAAAAAAAGAUUAGCUUCUGAAGAAACUAUAGAGGAUUUUGAAGGUGAAGAGCAAGAUCAAGGGAAAAGAAGCUGUCUUUCUAUCCCUGUCCCUUCAUCUCAGAAUACAUCUGGAUUUCCUCUUGAGAGUACCAUGGGAAACAUGGAAGGAAAUGACAAGACUGGAACAAAAAACCCUGGAAGUUCUCUGGAAAAAAAUGAUAGGCAGCUGCAUAGUAAAUGGUCUAAAAGAAUAGGUCAGAUCUCCAGUAAAACAAAUAUAAAUGAGGAAACAGAAAACAAAGAGCAGAUUACUGGUUCUACAAGCCAACAAGCUCACUGGGGCAGGACUUCCCAAUAUUUGGGUGCCCAGGAAGGGAUUCUUGAGCCUGAUGCAAAUCUGGAUUCCAAGACUGAGAUUUCUGAUUCAACCAGAAGUGCAGAUACUUCAGAAAGCUCCAGACAGAUCAAGCGUAAGAGGACACCUUGCAUGUAUGGAACAGGCUGUUACAGGAAGAAUCCUGUUCACUUUCAGCAGUUCAGUCACCCUAAUGAUGAUGACUACCAUGAAGCAGAGAUCGGAACUCCAGGUAGCAAUGAUAACCGGCCGGAAUGCCCGUAUGGAACCGCUUGUUACAGGAAGAAUCCACAGCACAAGCUAGAAUACAAGCACAGCGCGCCUCCAGUAACUGAAAAAAAAACCCGACAACGAACUUCAAGGAAUGGAAAAAGGGCUGUGGAGAAAGACAGUGCCAAGGAUGAUGAACCAAAUGAAUAUGACCUUAAUGACAGCUUUAUAGAUGAUGAGGAAGAGGAAUGCGAUCCUACUGAUGAAGACUCUGACUGGGAACCAAGUUCAGAAGACAAGGAUAACGAAGAUGCUGAAACACUUUUAAAAGAAGCACGUAGAUUUGUUAAAACCAAAAAGUAG
This is a messenger RNA of Antrostomus carolinensis (chuck-will's-widow), 1264 nucleotides long. It is a transcript of the gene APLF, whose product is annotated as aprataxin and PNKP like factor. The annotation marks the transcript as partial. The transcript has 8 exons. Gene Ontology annotation, cellular component: nucleus; site of double-strand break. NCBI's taxonomy places the organism in Eukaryota, Metazoa, Chordata, Aves, Caprimulgiformes, Caprimulgidae. Gene Ontology annotation, biological process: double-strand break repair. Gene Ontology annotation, molecular function: DNA-(apurinic or apyrimidinic site) endonuclease activity; 3'-5' exonuclease activity. The record is from RefSeq and is a predicted model, not a curated record.